Molecule: messenger RNA, 1008 nt
Organism: Pieris macdunnoughi
Lineage: Eukaryota; Metazoa; Arthropoda; Insecta; Lepidoptera; Pieridae
Source: the annotation of a GenBank genome assembly
AUGUCUAAAGAAUGCUUCACUUAUUUACUUGAAAAAUUAAAACCAGAUCUAACCAAAAAAAUUACAAGAUUUCAAAAGCCUAUAUCUCCCAUCGAACGAUUAGCAGUCUGCCUCAGGUUCCUGGCUACUGGGGAUUCGUUUAAAACUAUUUCGUUCAGUUUUCGAUUGGGCCAUUCAACUGUGGCCGAAAUCGUGCAUAGCACAUGUCGCUCUAUCGUUAAAAGACUUAAGAAAGACGUUAUGCCACAACCAACAGAAGAAAUGUGGCGUAAAACUGCUGAAGAUUUUGAAAAGCUUAGAGGAUUUCCAAAUUGUAUCGGCGCAUUGGAUGGAAAACAUUUUGUUAUUGAAGCCCCAGCCAAUAGUGGUUCUAUAUAUUUUAAUUAUAAACACACAUUCUCAAUUGUUUUAUUGGCGUUAGUGGACGCAUGUUACAAAUUUAUUGCAGUUGAUAUUGGCGCUUACGGACGAAACAGUGAUGGUGGCAUUCUCGCACAAUGUAAUCUUGGAAAACGUUUAGAAAAUGGGACGCUUCGUGUACCUAUGGGUAAAAAUUUACCCGGUUCCUCUACAUUUGCACCAUAUGUAAUAGUUGGUGAUGAAGCUUUUCCUUUGAAAACAUACCUAAUGCGUCCGUAUCCAGGACACCAAACAACAGAUGAUGCUAAUAAAACGAAUUUCAAUCAUAGACUGUCAUUAGCCCGACGACUAGUUGAAAAUGCAUUUGGUAUUUUGACACAAAGAUUUAGAAUAUUUCAAAGAAGAAUAAAACUUGCUCCAAAAAAUGUUGAUUAUAUUAUUCUAUCUACAUGCGUACUGCAUAAUUAUUUAUGUGAACAAAAAGAUAACACAGGGCUUGUCAAUCAUAGUGCACAAAAUGCGCAACCGCAUUUAUUAAAUUCAUUGAACGUUCAACCAGGAAGGCCAGCUAAUGAUGCAUUUGCGGUAAGAGAAACGUUUAAAGAAUAUUUAGCGUCAACAGCGGGACGUAAUUUAAUAAGGCAAUAG